Messenger RNA from Heterostelium album PN500, 1809 nucleotides. RefSeq names its product phospholipase D. The coding region runs from base 1 to 1809 and encodes 602 amino acids. NCBI's taxonomy places the organism in Eukaryota, Evosea, Eumycetozoa, Acytosteliales, Acytosteliaceae. The record is from RefSeq and is a predicted model, not a curated record. Gene Ontology annotation, molecular function: catalytic activity. The transcript is spliced from 5 exons.
AUGAAUGGAGCUUCUAAACAAACUCCAAAACUUUUUGAUGCUCUUAAAAAGACUAAACUAUGGAAAUAUGUAGUUUAUAGAUCCACUUUAAAAAAAAUGUAUAGAUUAGAGAAUUGGAGUGAUAAUAAUAAUGUUACUCUAUUCUUCAAUGGUGAUGAGACAUUUCAAUCGAUGUGGGAGAGUAUAGAAAAUGCAAAAGAAUCUAUAAAUAUAGAAACUUAUACGAUAGAACCAGAUAGGGUAGGUCUAAAGACAAUAGAAUUGUUGACAGCAGCACAAAGAAGAGGUUGUAAAGUAAAGUUUGUUUAUGAUGCUAUUGGUAGUUCUUCAAUCUCUGAUUCAAUGCUGGACGAAUUACGAGCAAGUGGUGCAACAUUAAUUUGUUUCAAUCCAUUCUUCUCCAAGAAUUUUCCUAUCAAUUUCAGAAAUCAUAGAAAGAUGAUGGUCGUAGAUGAUAAGGUUGGCUAUUGCGGUGGAAUGAACAUCAGUGAGAAAUAUGCUGGUGAACUAUUGGGGAAUAGCUACUUUAGAGAUACGCACGUCAAGAUUGAAGGUCCUGCUGUUAAAGAUCUACUCGACGCAUUCUACAGCAAAAAGAAAGAUAAAAAGUCACUCUUUUCAUAUAUACCUUCAACAUCCAACUUUUCAAGUAGCAUCACACCUAACGAGGCUGAAACACCAUUGCCAAACACCAAACCCAACACUACCAGCGCAUCAUCUACAAAAGACAAUUCAAACAGUUUAGAUAAAACUGUAAUUGGAAGUAGUAUUACAACUAAUAAUAGUAUCGACAACAGUAUUACAGCAUACGAAAAGUCUAUAUAUCAUUAUUAUUUAAAUAAUAGUUAUAGUUUUGGAAUUAAUAGAAUUAAUAGUAAUAAUAAUAAUAGUAGUAGUAAUAGUUUGGGAUCUGCAUGUUUAGCUGCUGGUGAAGAGAUUGUUUCUGAUUUAUCAUCAUCAUCAUCAUCAUCAUCACCAUCACCAUCACCUGGUAGAAAUGACUCUUCACUACCUAAUAAUGUAAAAGCCAAUUCUAGAGCAAUCAUGUUGGUCGAUGAAUCGAUAAAGGACAGGAUACUAUAUGAUAGAUAUUCAGAGUAUUUCAACGACUUUAAUAACGAAGAGGACGAAUGGGAGGAUGAUAACGAAGAUGACGAUGAAGAUGAUCUUGAACACGACGAAGAUGACGAUCUGGAACGAGAGCUUGCUUUACUCAACCAUAACUCUGAAAAGAAACGUGUCGAUAAAGUAUCGAUUCAAGUGUUGGAGUCAAAUUUGAUGCGAGGUAAACGUAAUCUUCAGAGAGGUCUCAGUAUUUUGCUAAAGAACAGUAAAAGUCAAUGUUUUAUUACCACUCCAUACUUUUUACCACCAAGACUACUGCGUAAGGCCAUCAUUGACACUGCUGCACGAGGAAUCGAAGUAAAGAUAAUCACUGCUGGUAAAUCUGAUGUUCCAUGGGUUAGAAUGGCUGGACAACAUAUAUAUAGACCAUUUUUACAAAAUGGAGUUAGAAUUUUCGAAAUGACAAAAACAACAUUACAUUCAAAGACAAUUACUAUUGAUGGUAAAUAUAAUACGAUCGGAUCAUAUAAUUUCGAUCAUUGGAGCCAAAGAAACCUUGAGGUCUGUGUAUCCAUCGCCGAUGAAAGAGUGGCCAAAUAUAUUGAAAAUCAGUUCCACGAAGAUCUAAAAUUGUCUGAGGAAAUCACAAUCGACUAUCUCAAUAAUAGAAGUUUAUUCAACAAGAUCUACAGUUUUUUGGCUUAUCAAUUUGGAAGAAUCGUUCGACCAACUGCAAUUAAAUAA